UUCUAUUUCAAAGAUGAAAAAAACAAAAAAAGAAUUCUAUCUGAGAGAUGGCAUAAUUGUAAUUUCCUCACAAUUUAGGACUUUUUCUUGAAAGGACAAAAAUUUAGCGGUAUGAUCAUCAUCACUUUCCCUCUAUUGAAAGGUCAUUUCAAUGUAACUUCAUGCAGAGCUACUCACAUAUUCCCAUUACUUCUCUCUCUCUCUAAGCUCUGUUUCAGCCAUUGUAGUGCAGUAGCCAUGAAUAUGAAAGCUGAACACAACAAUCAAAAAAUAAUGAAUGAUACAGAAUUAACUGCUAAGUUCCAUAUAGAAGAAAUUAGGUCCAAAAAGUUCUCCAUUGGUAAAAAAGACUCCAACCCUUUAACACAAGACCUUCAUCAUGCUGUUACAAGUUUAUCAGCUGAACUUUACACUAAAGAUGUUCACUUUCUAAUGGAACUUAUUCAGAAUGCUGAAGAUAAUGAGUAUGAACAGAGUGUGGAACCAACUCUAGAGUUUAUUUUGACAAAAGAAGACAUAACAGAGACUGGUGCACCCACCACCCUUUUGAUUUUCAAUAAUGAAGUUGGUUUUUCAAGGAAGAACAUGGAGUCUCUUUGUAGUAUUGGUCGUUCUACAAAGAAGGGAAGAAGACAACAAGGGUUUAUUGGAGAAAAAGGGAUUGGAUUCAAAAGUGUCUUCCUUGUGAGUCCACAGCCACAUGUAUUCAGCAAUGGCUACCAAGUUAGAUUCAGGGAAGAGCCAAACCCAGAUUGUGAUAUUGGGUACAUAGUUCCUGAAUGGGUCAGCAAAAAACCUUAUCUUUCUGAUAUUGCUGAUAUAUAUGGUUCAGACAAAGAGUUACCCAAGACCAUAUUUAUACUUCCAUUGAAGCCAGAGAAGGUGGAAGCUGUUAAAACACAGCUCUCAGAGCUACACCCAGAGAUUCUGUUGUUCUUAUCUAAGGUUAAGAGGCUCUAUGUUCGUGAGGAUGACCGUGAUUCAGCAAAAAAUGACAAUGUCUCAAUUGUUUCUAUAGCUAGUGAGACUAGUUAUGUGGAGUUGAGUAGUGAAGGAGUUGAUUCUCGUGUUGUUCAACUUUCAGUCAAAGAGAAAACUUGUGCUGAUGAGGAGACUUGCAGCUAUUUCAUGUGGAGACAGGUGUUUCCAGUCAAGCCUGAGAAUAGAGUCAAUUCAAGGUUAGAUGUGGAGAAGUGGAUUAUAACUCUUGCUUUCCCAUUUGGGAAUAGAUUGAGAUCAAGAGGUAUUUCUUCUGUUGGUGUCUUUGCAUUCUUGCCUACAGCUAUGGUUACAAAUUUUCCUUUUGUUAUUCAAGCUGAUUUUAUACUUGCUUCAUCAAGGGAAUCCAUACUUUUGGACAAUUUAUGGAACUUGGGGAUUUUAGAAUGUGUCCCAUCAGCAUUUGUGAAAGCUUUUCAGACUUGUGUGAGGAAGGAUUGUCUGUUUUCAAUGGCUCAAGUGUAUGAGUUUUUACCUGCUUGUGCUUCAUCAUAUCCUGAGCUUAACAGAAUAAGGGAUGCCAUUAAAAACCAGAUAGCGAAUUUAGCAAUUGUGCCAUAUGAGUUGUUUGAUGGUGAAGAACAUUUCGCUAAGCCUAAAGAGGUUGUUAGAAUUCUGUCCACAUUUCGUCAACUCUUGUCUAAAUGCAAGAAGGAAGGAGCUUCCUUGCAUGGUUUACGUAGAUUGAACAAGGUUUUGCACCCGUCCUUAGACCUCGCGAAAUUCACACUAGUUCUUAAUUUUCUUGGAGUGGCAUAUGUUGAUCGAAGUGUUGAUUGGUAUGUGAAAUGCAUACAAUCUUGUAAUCUUGUUACCCAACACUCCAUAGAGGUUUACAUGGAGCUACUGUGUUUUAUUGCUGAGAAUGAAAAAACUGUGUCUAGAACUUACUUUCGGUGUUUGCCACUUUUUAAAUUCAUUAACCGAGAAGGGAAUGUGGAAUUGUGUUCCAUUUCCCAAACCAUGAAAGAAGAAGUUACAAUUAGGUAUGUUCUAGACUUGAAUAUACAUUCUUGGUUAAGUAAGUGCAGCAUAGAGUUUGGUUGUUUUAACAAUGUGUAUUUCUUGCUUGACGACAUUCAGAAGUCUCUUGUAACACAAUGUAAAUCUUCAAAAAUCUGGUAUUGGCUAUCGAACAGUGCAAAAGUAAGAUCAUUCUUGGCCUAUGAUUAUGCUUACAUGCUUAUCAAUGGUGUACCCGAAAAUAGAAAAGAUCUCACAAGACUUGUUGCUCAUUUCCUUUAUCAAGCUCAUAAGAAACAUUUCAUUGGUGAGAGUAGGAUUUAUGAUCUCUGUGCUAAUGUUCCCAUCAUCGACGGUUGUGAUCGUGUUCAUGUUAGGAAGGAGAAGAGUGUAACUCUUGCACCUGUGUCCGGAAGCAAAUGGGCCAAGUUAUUUGGUCCUUCUAAUCCAUUUCUAAACCAGAAAUAUAUUGAUGUUGGAAAUGAAUAUGUUUGGAGGAGUUCAUUUUUGGGAGAAACUACUUCUGAGAAAGUCAUUCUAGACUUUAUUUGCAAGUACACCAAAUCUAUGGAUUUACCCGAGCUUUCUCCUCCAAACUUGGAGUUGAAAGUAGCUUUUUCUCCACUGUCAAUGAAACAAGCGUUUAUGCUUCUUGAUUGGAUAAGGUUUCUUCAGACUAGGGGGGCAUGUCUACCUGAAAGAUUCCAGGCAAGCAUUCAAGAUGGAAAAUGGUUGAAGACUUACACGGGUUAUAAAUCUCCAAGGCAGUCUAUUCUUCCUGAUGAAACAGGCAAAACAAUGUUUGAUAUGGUGAAGCAUGUUCUCAAGGAUAUAUCAGUUAUAGAACAAGAGUUCUACCAUAACAAAAUUAGAAAGUAUCAAGAUGAGUUGACAUUUCUUGGUGUGGGAUUCGGGUCAAGUGACGUGCAGAGAUUAAUUGCUGGGCGAUUUGUCUCUCUUGUUUCGUCUGCUGGAAUCAGAAAAGAGGUGGUCUUUUCUUUGUUGAAGUUCAUUGGUUUCUUGAACACAAGGAAAAUGAUUGAUGAGGAGUGGUUGCAAGCCAUGAAGAGGGCUAAGUGGCUGAAGACUCAUCAGGGUUAUAGUGCUCCCGAGGGAGCUAUUCUCCUGUUGUCUAAGAUAGAAACAUCUUCAUGUUUGAUUACCCCGAAUCUUUUUAUUGUUGAUGAAGCUUAUUAUGGAAGCAAUUUAGGCUCUUUCUCUGUUGAACUAAAGAUGCUUGGAGUUAUAACUGAUCAUGUUGAAUCUUUGAAAUUGAUUGCAGAAAAUGCAAGUCUUUGUCCAAAUCUGACUUCUGUAACAGCUGAUUGCGGUUUGCUUAUGCUUGAAUGCAUCAAAGUUUGUGGUACUUCUGCCACUAGCUUGAUUGAAAGGAUUAAAGAGCAGCCUUGGUUAAAGACAAACUCGGGGUUCAACACCCCUUUCGAAACUACUUAUCCUAAUCCAAUAUGGGGCUCUUUGGCGAAUGCUUUGCAGAUUCCUACUGUUGACGAACUCUACUAUGGAGAUGAGCUUUUGAAUUAUCAUAGUGAACUGAGUGCAAUUGGGGUGGCUGUUGAUACUGCUUGUGUAAUUGAAAAGAUUGAUGCUAAGUUUAAGCUUCUUUUACAUUCAUCAAAACUGGGACCUGAUAUGGUACUAUCAAUGUUGAAGAGUUUGAAAGAAAUGAGACAAAUUUCAUCUUCAGGAUGUGUUGAACUGCAGUGUUUGUUUACUGAGAAGUGGUUAAAAACUCGUUGUGGUUACAAGGCUCCAAGCCAAUCAAUUGUUUUUAGUAUGAAUUGGGGAGCGGUAUCGCCUUUUGUUGACCUUCCUCUAAUCGAUGAUGGGUUUUAUAGCAUUAUGAUUUACAGGUACAAGGAUGAACUCCAAAUGUUGGGUGCCAUUACCAACUUUGAGGGUGGCGCUGGACUUGUUCUUGAAGGUCUAAAGAGUCCCAUUGAACCUGAAUUUAUAACAGCUUCUGGUACAAUAGCACUGUUGAAGUGCCUUCAGUCUGUUAUGUCCAAGUCUUCUGAUCAGUCAUUGCCUGAGAACUUUCUUGAGAACAUCUCCAAAAGCAAGUUUUUAAAGACAACAAAGGGUUACUCAGUUCCCGAAGAAUGUGUUCUUUUCGAUUCAGCUUGGGAAGGUACUUUGAACCAGACUGAUGUGCCGAGUAUUGAUGUGAAGUGUUACGAAUCAGACUUAUCAUUGUACAAGGAGCAGUUGAAAGCCAUUGGUGUAAGAACAGAUUCUAUGGAGGUUUGCUCUCUUAUAUCUUGGCUACUCUAUUCGCAGACAAACACAUUGUUGAUAACAAGGCUAUAUACAUUCCUUUACUUGUUCAACUGGAAGCCAGAGAACUCAGAUGAGUUCAUCUCUCUUGUUUGGAUACCAAGCCAUGAUGGUGUCAAGGGAAAAUGGAUUAAGUCCACACAAUGUAUACGUAAUGACAACAAUGAUCUCUUUGUUUCUCGCUUGCAUUGUCUUUCUCGUUUUUACAAGCCAGAAUUGCUACCUUUAUUUGUGUCAGCUUUUGGUGUUAGAGAAUUUCCUUCUCUGGAUGACUAUUUCCAGUUAUGGAAUGAUUGGACUUCAAGCAAUGACCGCCGUGUUUCUAAGGCUAAAUGCCGCUCUUUUUGGGAAGGCAUAUCAAAACAUUGGAAGCCCGAAACCAUAAAGGCUUUCAAGCAACACUUCACCAAACUUUCUGCCACCACAGUUUUGGAUGAUGAGAUUCACUUGGUAGACAAGGAACAUGUUUUCAUACCUGAUGAUUUGCGCUUGAAGAGUAUUUUUGAAAGUGUUUCACUACCUUUGUUUGUUUGGUUCCCGAAUGUUGGUACCUUAUCGUCUUCCUCGUGGUUACUCAAGACGAUCUAUUGCUCUCUAGGAGUAAAAAACUUGACUGAUUCUGUCAAAGUUUGGAGCAUCUUUGCAGGAGAUACACCAAAGAAACUCAUACCGAAGAAUGGUUUGAUCGAAAAAGGUCUCAUCAAAAUGAUAUUGGCUUUUCUUGCUGGUCCACUGCUUAAUAUGCCAGUAAAGAAGAGACAACAAACCGCCACUGCCCUUCUUAACCUCACCCUAUACCAGACCGAGCAGCCCAUCAAAAUCACCUACAUCCUGACCCCAUACCCGAACGAAACAGUGAAAGCUGAAGCAAAGAAAAUGGUGUUUUGGGACAAAAAAUCAAAGCAGCUGAUCAUUGACAAAUCAGGGUACGAAAACAGAAAAAGUAGCGCAGAGUUUGCGUCCUGUUUUGCUCAAGAAAUUUCGGAAGGAAUGCUGCCAGAAGCAAGAGCAACUGUAGUAGAUAGUCUCAGCAGAAUUAUACACAUGGGAUUCAUGUAUGAGUUCAAAGAAGACUCUGUUGAGUACUUGUUAGUAAGAGAGAAUCUGGAGAUGUUGAGUGAAGAUGUUAAGUUUGUUGGUUCUGUAUUUGGUCAAGUCAAUUCAGAGGAAAUGGCUCCUUUUACACCAUUGCCACCACCAUCCAAGAAGCUGUGCAAGAGAGGUAAUAGUAGUGCCUUGACUUGAUCCUUUUGUUUUGGUACGACAAUGUUAUGCAAUGUCGUUUUUGAAUGCGCCUUUUGUUAUGUGUAUAUUUUAAUUUUGAAUGUAGAAAACUUCAGUGUUCUGUCUUUGGCUAAGCUUCUUUUUCUUUUGACUCUUGUUAUGAAUUAUGUAAUCUGAUCCAAAGCAAAAAAAACCCACUUGACUUUCUUUUGACUCUUUGGGUAAUUUGAUGAACCAAAGUUUUCUAUUUAGU
Messenger RNA from Cannabis sativa, 5734 nucleotides. RefSeq lists its product as uncharacterized. The record is from RefSeq and is a predicted model, not a curated record. Lineage: Eukaryota; Viridiplantae; Streptophyta; Magnoliopsida; Rosales; Cannabaceae. Bases 112 to 5502 code for a protein of 1796 amino acids. The transcript is spliced from 3 exons.